Messenger RNA from Larimichthys crocea (large yellow croaker), 2491 nucleotides. RefSeq names its product U8 snoRNA-decapping enzyme. Bases 137 to 796 code for a protein of 219 amino acids. Gene Ontology annotation, cellular component: nucleus. Gene Ontology annotation, molecular function: phosphodiesterase decapping endonuclease activity; snoRNA binding. The record is from RefSeq and is a predicted model, not a curated record. The transcript is spliced from 5 exons. NCBI's taxonomy places the organism in Eukaryota, Metazoa, Chordata, Actinopteri, Sciaenidae. Gene Ontology annotation, biological process: mRNA catabolic process; sno(s)RNA catabolic process.
AGCUAAAACUUUGUUGAUACGAGUCUUAAGCUUCCUGGUUCUGCACAAGCCUUUUUCUGCAUACAAACCUUCAGGCCUUCCAGCUGAUCAAUGGCUUUCAUUCAGGUCUGUUGACUGAAGCAUAUGAAACAAAGAGAUGGCGUGUGGACAGCUGUCGAGGGCGGAGGCGCUGGCGUGCUCAGGCUGCAGGCACGCGUGCCAUGUGAUGCUCUACUCUGACACAGAAAGUCAGCUGUUUGGAAAAAUUCCCAUCAGACAUAUUAUACUGAUGCAGAUGCGCUUUGACGGUCUGCUGGGCUUCCCUGGCGGGCUUGUUAACCCAUCGGAGGAGACCCUUGAGGCGGGGCUCAGCAGAGAAUUGUUGGAGGAACUGGGUGUGGCUCUUCCUAUAUCAAUAGAAGAUCAUGUGGACUCCUGCCAUGCCCCUGCUUCCUCCCCCUCCUCCCCCUCCCGUCUUAUCACGCACUUCUACGUGAAGAAGAUGGAGGAGGAGCAGAUCAAGGAGGUGGAGAGAGCGGCUGCAUCCACUGCACCAGAUCACGGACAGGAGGUUCUAGGGAUGGUCAGAGUCCCGCUCUACACCAGGAAAGGCGGGGGAGGCCUUGCGCCGUUCCUGUCGCACUCGUUCAUCGGCAACGCUCGCUCCCAGCUUGUCGACUCUCUGCUGCGCUUCAACCUGGUCGCCCCUGAGGAGCUGCACAGAGCCCUCACACACUCUCUGAAGAUACACUCACACACCGCAGAGGACCUGAAAGCGUCCCUCGCGCUGACGGAUGCAAGGAGGAAACAGUUUUGAAACACACCUUCACGCGCAUCAGCACAUCCUCUCGAAGCAGUCACACAGAUACCAGUUUGGCCAUCAGCAACACAGUCCUUCAGUCACACGCACACACAUACACACACACACACUGUCAUACUGAUUCUGAGCUGCUGACUCAUGAUUUCCUACUGUGCAUCAUGCAGUUUGGGAAAAACAUUAUGAACUCAUUAAUGGAAAUAAAAUCAGUGACACUGUCUGUUAUAUUCCAACUUUUCUGUCAUUUUUUCUCCUCCUGAUGCAGAAAACACGGCCAACACUCCUCCAUCAAACCUUUCGGUCUUAAUAUCGCCAUGAAGAAGGGAAGCCAGACAUCGAAACAUCUGACACUAAAAAGCAAGUCUGUGCUUCCUUAUAUGGAGAUGCAUAGGCACCUUGUGGUAUUCUGUAACUGUCACGAUGAAAAGGGGCAGACAAAUAACCCUGUUUUUUUAGUUUUUUGUUUUUUUUCUUUUCAGGGAGCUCUUGAGUUCUUUGUCUGCCUCUGUGCUGCUCACAUUUUCGCUGGUUUCAUUUAUGAAGUUAUUUGCACGGCAGUGCUGAUGCCAUCCAAGGAUUAAUUACAUCCAUGACAUACUAUAAAGCCUACAGGCGCAGAUUUGAUUCUGUUUAAGUGUACCCUCGGUGCGCAUAAUGCGCCUGCACCAGAUGUUAGUAACCUCAUUCCCAGACAAUAUCGCCGGCAGUGAGAAAGAGCAGAGACAUGAUGCAGCCUAAUGUUUAUACCAUACUGUAAGUGAACAAUGUCACAGUUUUUUUGCAGGUGAACCUGACAUGAUUGGUAUAUCAUAUGUAUAACUGUAUAUACAAUUAUAUAGAGAGUUUAUCUUUGAUUUAUUAAUCAUGCAGCAGGUUUACACUGCACUCAGUGUGACAAAUCCCCCAAUAUUUGAUAAAUUAGUACCUAAAAGAUGAAGCGAAGGCGAUGAAAGAUGCUGAGAGAAACACACUCAUUCACUCAUCUUUUAUUCAGCCUCAUAAUACAAUAAAUUUAUUGUAGAGUCAUUGCAUUUUACAAGCACGGCCACGUCCAUUCAUCACAACUACAUACAGAUUGAGCGGGCGCUAACAGAAUUAGAGGUGCACGUAGAAUUCAUUUGCAAAGGAGUACAAAUGUGAUCUGCUGCUGUCGAUAUGCGUCUCAAUCAGAGUGUGUUUUUCUCAGCUGUCAGGAGGGGAGGGAGGAAAGAAAAAAAAUGUACCGCAUCCGGCACCACAGACAGGAAACACAGGAGACGCUUCAUAUGAAACACUUUUGUCUGAGGAUGUGUUUGUGCAAGACUGUGGCUCUUUUUUCUUUUCACGUGUGCAGCUGCUUCGAGGACGUGCCUCCUCCAAGCAUGCAUUUGAGCCACUUGUGCAUCCUGCACGAGAGCACAUGUGUGUGUGUGUGUAUAGGGGGGGGAAAGGAUGCUGUCGUGUGAUGGUGCUGUAAGGGCGAAUAAUACAAGGUCAUCAGAAAAACAUUUCGAGAGAGAGAACAGGAAUGGAGGGAGGGCAGUGCAGGCGAGGGAUGGAUGGAUGGAGGGAGGGAGUGGGAGCUCGGGAUGCUGAGGGGAGGAAGACGGUAUAUUCAUAGCAGCAGCGGUAUUUAUAGCCGCCCAGAGGAGAGGAGAGAGCGGGGGGCGGGGCUUCGGUUGUGGCACAAGGCAGAGAGGGAGAGAGAGGGGAGGG